AUGAAGCUCCUCUACCCGACGUCACUGCACCUGAACGUGCAAGACCUCGAGGGCUUCUCGGUGUCGCUGCACCCGUACGACGUCAAGAAGGAGAUCCCCGAGGACCUACUCGACGCCGAGGUGCUGGUGACGUGGUCGAACGCGGCGACGAACCUCCAGCACGCGGCGCGGCACAUGAAGUCGCUGAAAUGGAUCCAGUCGCUGGCGGCGGGGCCCAACGACGUGCUCGCGGCGGGCUUCGACCCGGCCAAGGUGACCAUCACGACGGGGUCGGGACUGCACGACCGCACCGUGGCCGAGCACACGCUGGGCCUGUUGCUGGUGGCGGCGCGCAAGUUCCACGAGAUGCGCGACUACCAGAUGCGCAACCCGCCCGAGUGGCCGGGGCACCUGGGCGGGCCGCAGCCGGACCGGCCCAAGGGGGCGUUCACGACGCUGCGCGACGCCAACGUGCUGGUGUGGGGGUUCGGCAACAUCGCAAAGACACUCACGCCCAUGCUGCGCCUGCUGGGCGCCAACGUGCGCGGGGUGGCGCGUCGGGCGGGUGUGCGUGACGGCGUCGAGGUCCACGGCGAGGACGCGCUGCCGGAGCUGCUGCGCGAGACCGACGCCCUGGUCAUGAUCCUGCCGGGGAGCGCCAGCACGCGCCACGCCCUCAACGCCGACCGCCUCGCCCUACUGCCCAACCACGCCUGGGUCGUCAACGUCGGCCGCGGCACCUCGGUCGACGAGGACGCCCUGUUCACCGCCCUCUCCGACAAGACUAUCGGCGGUGCCGCCCUCGACGUCUUCGAGACCGAGCCCCUCCCCCAGAGCAGCAAGCUGUGGCACGCCCCAAACUGCGUCGUCAGCCCCCACGCCGCGGGCGGCAGACCCCAGGACGCCGAGAAGUUGAUCGCCGCCAACCUGCGCCGCUUCCUGGCUGGCCAACAAUUGCAGAACGUUAUUUGA
Messenger RNA from Fonsecaea monophora, 951 nucleotides. RefSeq lists its product as hypothetical. The coding region runs from base 1 to 951 and encodes 316 amino acids. The record is from RefSeq and is a predicted model, not a curated record. Lineage: Eukaryota; Fungi; Ascomycota; Eurotiomycetes; Chaetothyriales; Herpotrichiellaceae. Gene Ontology annotation, molecular function: NAD binding; oxidoreductase activity, acting on the CH-OH group of donors, NAD or NADP as acceptor. The transcript has a single exon.